This is a messenger RNA of Gasterosteus aculeatus aculeatus (three-spined stickleback), 2140 nucleotides long. RefSeq names its product sigma non-opioid intracellular receptor 1 (gene sigmar1). Gene Ontology annotation, cellular component: endoplasmic reticulum. The record is from RefSeq and is a predicted model, not a curated record. Lineage: Eukaryota; Metazoa; Chordata; Actinopteri; Perciformes; Gasterosteidae.
GCCUCCCCCCCCUCACCCACCCCCGUAGCGUGUAUGGAUCAACCUGUCUACCUCCGUGCGCACGUGUAGGCGAAUCCCUCUGCGGUGUCUCCGUCCGUCUCCUUUCAGCCAUGUCUGUCGUCCGAACUUGUUUAAAAUUGUUCCUGUUCAGCGCACUCACCGUCCUGGCCGUGCUGCUGUUGCGAGAGUGGAUGGCCACCAAGCAGUACGUUUUCAAUAAAGAAGACGUCGCUAAAUUGGCCAAACAGUACGCAGGUCAGGACCAUGAACAGGCCUUCGCCAAAGUGGUGGUGGAGCUCAGGAAGAGGUAUCCUGGCCACAUCCUGCCAGAUGAGGACCUGCAGUGGGUGUUUGUGAACGCCGGUGGAUGGAUGGGCUCCAUGUGUCUCCUGCACGCCUCGCUCACAGAGUACCUGCUGCUGUUCGGCACCGCGGUGGACACAGGAGGACACUCUGGUCGUUACUGGGCCGAGAUUUCUGACACCAUCAUAACCGGCACCUUCAGACAGUGGAAGGAGGGGACGACAAAGAGUGAAAUGUACUACCCAGGUGACACCAUCGUACACAGCGUAGGCGAGGCCACGUCGGUCCAGUGGAGCACCGGGACGUGGAUGGUGGAGUACGGCAGAGGUUUCAUCCCCUCCACGCUAGGCUUUGCUCUGGCGGACACCUUGUUCAGCACGCAGGACUUCCUCACAAUGUUCUACACCGUACGUGUCUAUGUCAAAGGUAUGCUGCUUGAGGCUGGUACGCUACUUACAGAGGCAGGUGUUUUCUGAGGCUUGGACUUUAUAAGGACAAUUACACUACAGGUUUGCCUUGUAAUCACACAAUUAUACCCCUGGACACAAACAUCUAAUAUGGGGGGGAAAUCUAGUUUGGGUCAUUGGAGAUUUCAUAUUUUUAUCGGGGUAUUGUUGACUUUAUUCCAAAUUAGCACCAGUAAAUUAGUAUAUUAAUGUUUUUCCCCUCGUUUAACCCCAAAAGUAAUUUGCCAAAUCUGAGAUUCUCAUUCUGGAAUUAAUUAGACAAUAUUGGCACCCAUGCUUUUAAGCAACAAAUCAAUUUAAAGAAAUUAUAUAUUGUAAAAUCCAUAAGCGGUCAUUUAAAAAAAGGUUGGACAAACGUAUACGAUUGUGGACAAACAUGUAAUUCUUAAUCUAGCUGUACAAAGAAUAUUUAAUGCAAAGCACACUAUUUUGUUAGUAUAUUCCUAUUUCAUAUAUGCAUUGGAUUCUCAGUAAAUAAAGGCAAUCACAAGAAAACAACAUCUUCAAAUAACGGAAUUGCUCUUGAAGUCCAAAACGCUCAACUACCAACAUUUCUGUAGUCAAUAAUCUGUUUGUACUAUUUUUUUUUAAUGUUGAAAUCCAGAUGGAUACGGUGGAGAAAAUGGCCUGAAUGUUUAAUGUUUAAUGUCCCAUUUUAUGGUUCAAUCAGUAUGAGUCACAGUCAGGUUCACGCAAGCUCCGAGUGUUCUAAGGAUUAAAGACACUCUGCCGUGACGUGCGCUUGACUACAUCUCUGUGCAGUAACAGAUUUCCAUCCUCACAUCCUUCCCUUCCUCAAACAUCAAGGGUCGUCCAUUGUGUCCAAUGACGGUUAGCAGAAGAUUCACAACACACAAGGAUUUCCUAUUUGAAACACGUCUGCUCUGUACUUAAGGCCCCUGCUGUGUUACAACUUUAAACAAUUAAUUAAUUCAUUUGAUUCAUUGGCUCUAAUCUGUAAAAAAGUGACAUAUUUCACUGUUGUAUGAGCUUGGCACAAUCAUUUUGAUCGAUUUUCAUUGUGACCGAGUAAGGCGGCUUGGUUUUAUUUUCCUGUGCCUUCUUUCAUUGUCUGGAUCUUUGCACUAUCCCAAUAGGGACAUUUUAAGAUGAAACUGUCUUAAAAUCCGCCUGAAACCACCGUGGUCCAUGUAGGGUUGUGGUGUGAGUCCAACUACCCAGAGUGGUGGUGUUUGAUUGUUAUACAGGAGCAUCAGUAGCGGCGUAGUCUCAUGGAUGGAUACCAAAACAAAGAAAAAUGAUUGAUGUACCUUAAAUGUUGAUGAGCGGUUGUGCAAUUGACUGGAAAUUUAGAUUGAUAAUAUAAACUGACCGUGCCAGAGGAAAUAAAUGUCUUUGAAGGAAAAUGA